AUGGCUUCUGGUAACCUGGUCGCCAUAGCUCCUUGGCACUCUGUAUACCCGCCUCCUCGUGACGUGGAACUGAAGUCUAUAACACGCGAUGCAGUGUUGCAAAUGAUGAAAGAUAGCGAGAGUGUCGCUGCCAAAGACUUUCUUCUUAUUGACCUUCGUCGCACAGAUUACGAGGGAGGUUCAAUACGCGGAUCUAUCAAUUUGCCUGCACAAAGCUUGUACCCAACGAUACCGACGCUAUACAGCCUUUUUAAAGCGUCUGGACUCCAUAAGAUCAUCUGGUACUGCUCUUCAUCCCGAGGGCGAGGCUCACGAGCUGCCGGCUGGUUCAGGGACUAUAUCGAUAAACGUGGCGAUAACGAGAUGGAAAGCUUAGUUCUGUUCGAAGGUAUUAAGGGAUGGGCUACUGCGGGAAGCGAAUUUGUGAAUUGGAUGAAUGAAUACGACGCGGCUUUCUGGGAGAAAUAG
This is a messenger RNA of Trichoderma atroviride IMI 206040, 468 nucleotides long. RefSeq lists its product as uncharacterized. The record is from RefSeq and is a predicted model, not a curated record. NCBI's taxonomy places the organism in Eukaryota, Fungi, Ascomycota, Sordariomycetes, Hypocreales, Hypocreaceae. Gene Ontology annotation, cellular component: cytoplasm; nucleus. Gene Ontology annotation, molecular function: protein tyrosine phosphatase activity.